Mugil cephalus (flathead mullet) is the source of this 1987-nucleotide messenger RNA. It is a transcript of the gene fbxo15, whose product is annotated as F-box protein 15. NCBI's taxonomy places the organism in Eukaryota, Metazoa, Chordata, Actinopteri, Mugiliformes, Mugilidae. The record is from RefSeq and is a predicted model, not a curated record. Bases 432 to 1832 code for a protein of 466 amino acids. Gene Ontology annotation, molecular function: protein binding. The transcript has 9 exons.
UAUACGACUUAAACACAAUAAACUAUUCAAAUUUGAGUGCAAAUUAAAAAAAAAAAAAAAAAUGGAAGUCUUGUAAAUUAAAAACCACUUAAACAGGUUUUCACGGUAACGAGCAGUUCCCUCGCUUUUAUUUUGAAGGCACGCCAACCACUCGGACCGGAAGUUCUGUUUCUCCUCGUGGAAUGAGGAAGUUGAGCGGACGUCACCAUGGCGACGAGACGCGGACGAUUGCUCUUAAUGUAAACAUGGCCACAAACGAGGAGAAGGCGUAUUUCGCUAAUUUAUGGACUUUACACAGCGACACCUGCACGCUUUGACUACUUACGUUAUACCUGUAAAAAAAAAAGUAAACGUUAAUUUAAACGUUACAUCGCCUCCUGUAACCAUAAAGUAUUUUAUAUUUGUCAGAGUUGUGAAGACAAGCGAAACAAAUGGCCGCUCAGAAAGCAGCUGUUUCCAGACUGAGGGCAGCAAGCACCUCCCAAAGAGCUGACAAAUCUUCUCCAGCGUCCACUAAGAACUGUAUGGAAAGGCUGCCAUCUGAGAUCCUGCUUCAGAUUCUGUCAUACCUGGACGUCUCCACACUUUUCAGCGUGAGCCACGUCAACAAGCUCUUCUAUCGGCUCGCCAACGAUAACGCUCUGUGGAAAAAGAUAUACUCAGAGAAGCUGGCCAAGUUUAAAGCGGAGAAACCCGGGAGCACGGACGCGCUGCUGUUCACGAUGACCCUGGCGGAGACGCAGGAUGGAGAUGUGAGCCAGUGGAAGUGGCAUUACUUCAAGACCGUAGCCGCGUGUGACAUGAACAAGUGGCGAAGGCGACUCGGGCACAUCAGCCGUCACACCGGGCUGCCAAGCCAAACGGACGUGGUGCUCAGAAAGUUGAACGUCUCCUGGGAACUGACGGUCACAGACAAAUUGGGCCGUGAGAUCACUUUAGAGCUGAGCUGGCCCAAGUUCUUCGAGACCUCUGUGACUCUGUGCUGGUACGGAGAAGGCUCCUUGCCCGACUACCGCCGGAUUUCCACCCUUCAACUCCACGGCGUCAGGAGGAUAGCCCUCAACUGCCCCGGCUUAAAGACACCCGGCUGGAGGUCCCUCGUGGCAGAGGUAGACGUUCAGACUCUCGGUAGAAGUGCGCAGGUCAUCGGCGAGGACAGAGUGGUGCAGCUGAUGCUGUUGCAGUCCGGCGUCGUCAUCGGUGUCUGGAAGGAUCAGUGCUCCGUCGCAUUCAUCAUGCUCGCCCUCCAUUUGCACAGGCUGGUGGAAAGGAGCGUUGACGGAUCCCGCGUCUGUCCCUACGCGGCGCCAGCGGUCAAACCCCCGUUCGACGACGUAGACCCCGAGCACGGUCUCCAUGGUUACCGGCUACACUUUGCUCUCCACAACACUGUGUGCGAGCUCGUGUCCGGAAGCUUCUCCCAGCUCUUCUGCCGCAGAACUCAGAUCUCCGAUGGGCUGAUCCCUCUAACCGCCAUCAGCAGGAGCGACCUGUCUCAGCACACACCUCUGUCUGCUAAUGUCACGCUGCCCUGGCGGAGCGAGGCCCUGCAGGGAGCCGUGGAGAACUGCUGCUUCAUGAGUCUGACUUUGCUGGAUGAGUUCAGGAGCCCCUUCAAGUGUGUGACCUCUCCCGUUUCCGUGGAGACGGAGCAGACGCCCGUCGCCUACGACUACGACGGCGAGAGCCGCCGGAUCCGCUACCAGGACCCGGACUGUCAGGUGAAGAUGGAGCUCGUGUGGCUGAGGGAGCAGAAGCAGUUCAUGCUCGUCAGUUUAGUUGUGUUUGUCAGCGUUUGCUGCGUCAACGAGCACUUCGGCACGGACUACUGAUCCUGCAGAAAAUUUCACGUUCGAUACUUCAGCUCCAUAAAAGCAGCUUGUGAAACUGUUCAAUUUCAGUAAGAGUUUCGGAUAAAAACCUGGCGUUUUUAUCAUUAUUAGUUUUUUUUGUUUGUUUUUUACCAUUUAAUAAAUAAAUAGAAUUA